AUCCAAGCUACAAGCUGUUCGAGGUGAGUCAAGCGGGGCGCGGAGCAUCGACGGGAAUCCGACCAGGAGAGAAACCGGCAAUCUAGUCCCGCGAUAUGUAUGCUAACGUACAACCGCAGCCUCAAUAUCACUCUCAGAGGCCAAUCAUCGUCGACGCUGACGCGCUCGAAUCCCCCGAGACGGUGAUUCUCAGGUACGAGGAAGAGGCAGCUGCUAGAGCGAACGGAGGAGACCUUCGUGGGGAUUCCCCGCCUGGUCUCCUGGCUACAUCGGCAUAUUCGAAGCCCCAACCGCCCCCGAUGCAUGCAUUUGAUUCACCGAGAUCGUAUCAAGACCCUCAGUACCAAUACUCCGCCCAACAGUUUGCGGCUCAGCAAUCCGAGAAUGCCGCUGCGCAACUCAACCAGAUGGCCUUCGCGGCUAAUGGGUCGGCGAGCCCGUAUAUGGCACCGGUCGUGGCCACGGUGAUAUCGUACCAACCAACAUCCGGCCUCUUCGGAACGAAAGUUUUGGUUAAAAUCUCAGCUCCGUACGAUCUGAUCGCCGUCACGGGUCACUUUUUCCUGGCCUUCGGUUCCCACAAGAGCCCGGCACACGCUAUUAGGGACACCGGUGACGCGAGCGGAUUCGGCUACGCCGUCAGCGGCGAGGCGCCGCACCUCGAAGACACGAGGAGUCCCAGCCCCAGCGUGCCUUUAUCACUGCUGAUCGAAAACGCGAACGGGCAGACUUUGGCGACGAUUGACGUCGGCACGUUCACAUAUCAUGACACUGCGGCUGGGACGGCGGAUGGUCCGCCUGAGAGCAUCACGCGGGCCAAGGGGGGGUCGAGGUCACCUGAGCAGAGGCAGAGCCCUCCAAAGCAGGAGGACUCGGACCAGUUGAACGCGGACGCGGCUACAAAUACAUACGGCUACGCUCCCGCCGCGCACCAGGAGGUUUCAUCGAACUAUGACACCGGCUACCCAAAUAACGACAGCAUGAUAGGAACUUAUCACCGUUCGUCCUACGCGGUCGACUAUCCCCGGCCUCUGCCGCCCCCGCUCAAGACCCCUUCAUGGAGCCCUUACAGCCACUCCCUCUCGGCGGCGCGGAGCCCUGCGUCGUCGAUCAAUCACACGACGAUUACUAGAUCUAACAGUAUCACUACGCUACCGGUCCCGACAUCCAGCGCGCCGCAGCUGAUCCGAACCAGCACCCUGCAGGCCUCCGGGUCGUCUGCUGGCGGGCAGUUCAACCCCUACGCGCUCUACUCGACGAAGGCGGUCUUGAAGAUUAAUGGCGAUCUCGAGUCUAUGGUGUCGGGGUGGACGCAGGAGGAGUGGGAGAACCGGAGACGGAUCGUCAUGUUCAGCAAGAAACAGCAGGGUUCGACACUGUCGACGUCGUUCAAGCCCGUAACCGUCAACGAGCGACCGCCCAAUAGCAUCUGCAUAAGCUGCAUCUACUGGCUCGAGAAGGACGAGUGUUUCGUCACGAGCGUCGACACCAUCUCGCUGUUGGAGCAGCUUGUUGCCGCGCCGGGCCGAUUUACGGUAGAAGAGAAGAACCGGAUCCGACGAAACCUGGAGGGUUUCCGCCCCCUGACCGUCAGUAAGGCCAAGCCUGACAGCGAGGAGUUCUUCAAAGUUAUAAUGGGGUUUCCGAAUCCGAAGCCGCGUAAUAUUGAGAAGGAUGUCAAAGUGUUUCCCUGGAAGAUUCUGGGCCCGGCGCUCAAGAAGAUCAUAUCCAAAUAUUCUGCAUCUCCUUCAUCGACAUUACCCCCGGGCCCGGGCCCUGCCUUGCUCCCCCCGGUCAGCAGCACGAGCCCAGGCCUGUACGGCCCACCGCACACGCCUACCGUACCCGACAGCAGCUAUUCCCACCACGACUCUCACUCGAUGCCCUCGCCACGCUCCUUGUCGGGAGGGGGUCCGCCGGCAUGGGGGGCGUAUCCCGGCCGCACGAUCUCGCCGGGGCUCAAGUCCCACUCGCCCCAAGGCAUCCAGAUUCCCAGCCUGCCGGCCUCGUACCGACAUGCAGAUACGAGACAGCAGCCGCAGCAACACCUGCCCGCGCCACCUGGCUACGGCCUGCCAUCCCAAGCCCCGCGCUGGGACCCGACGGCGGGCGCGGCCAGCUACGGCGACGCGUCGACGGCCACCCCCAGCUACACGACAAGUCACCACCAUCACCCCAAUCAUGUGUACGGCACUGGCACGUACGGUGAUGUCAGUCACCGGGAGUAGCGGCAUGACUGGCCAGGGGAGCAUGGGGGGAGAAGGCGGGUGGGACGCCCGGCGCGCGCGCGCGCACGCGUGUGUGUCGCGGCAGCCUAAGCGUGACGGUCAGCCAUCCACCGUCAAGAGACCGAAGAAGAAGAUAAGGGUUGGCUAAUAACGCGGAAACCGAGCUGGGGCAUCCGUACCAUACCACAGCCCAAAGCAAAACCGCCUUCUCGCCACCCGCCUGGCGCUGUCGGUUCCCACUACAUCAGUACGAGGUGAAACGGGACACGAUCUGCACCACCCUGGGUUCUUUUCCUCCCCGAAGAUUGUAUGCGUAUCUGAGUGGGUGUGGAGGGUGGUGCGUGCGUCGAGGUGUGGCUCGCGAUAUGAGCCAUCUCCAGCUCGGGAAGAGUAGGGGAGUAUGCCAGUAUGCCAGGUUUACAAAGGCUUACAGGGCGGUAAAGGGAGGGGGAUGAAAAGAAGCCUUUGCGAUGAGAUGGUGUGAAUGUGUUUACGGGUGCAUUUUUAGGUGUGUGGGUGGGG
Molecule: messenger RNA, 2750 nt
Organism: Durotheca rogersii
Lineage: Eukaryota; Fungi; Ascomycota; Sordariomycetes; Xylariales; Xylariaceae
Exons: 3
Coding region: 96-2228 (710 amino acids)
Cellular component (GO): nucleus
Source: RefSeq, a predicted model, not a curated record